Molecule: messenger RNA, 1225 nt
Organism: Nylanderia fulva
Lineage: Eukaryota; Metazoa; Arthropoda; Insecta; Hymenoptera; Formicidae
Source: RefSeq, a predicted model, not a curated record
GCAGGAAUGCUUUGACGAUGGCAAUGAAUUUUGUAUCAAUCAAGAUGAUAUACUUUCUGUGGAUCUUUUACCUGGUUCGUUUUUGUUUAAUGAUCAAUAUCAAAACAAUAAUGUUUCCAAGUCAGUGACAAAUGAAACCGUGGAUGGAUCUUACAAUAAAGCGUUAAAUCAAAUGGAUUAUCAUAGAAAAAGAAUGAAUGAGUAUCUUUGUCACGGUUAUAUGGCGGAAGAAAUCUUCAAGGAAGUGAGCACUCCUAGAGUGAAACGACGUCCUGAAUCUUUGCCACACGAUAACGUACAUAACUUUAUAGACAAUGUUACAAUACACGAUAAACUUUUGGCGGACGAAGGAAGUUCGAAGUAUAAAAAUUGGCUUCAAAGAACGACAACGUUAGAUGAUAUCUAUCGACACUAUGCACCCCAUAAAAAAUUAAAAAAGAAACAGGAUGUCCGGGAAGAUGACAUUGAUGAGUUCGAUGGUGAUGUGACAGGAUUCGCGAUGCAAGCUCCUGCAAAAAUGGGUUUCUACAGACCAUCUCAUGAAGGUGACAGGUCGUCGUCGUCGUCGGAGCAUUCUUACCAUUAUGGACCUACAUUCGGUCACCAUCAUAGCGACUAUGGACACCAUAGCGAUCAUUUCUUUCCAUCGAUCCACGAGGAAUACUAUUACGGACAUGAUGAAGAAGAUCAUAAGCCCUCCUAUUCCAAGGGAAAGGAGCUUUCGAUCAAAGAUUUUUUCGAAAUCGCGCUCACCGCACUUGCAUUCUUAGCUUUCGGUCUGUUUAUCAUUCAUCUGCUGCUAAAUGCCACGAGCAACAGUGGCAUGAUGAUGACUACUAGACGUGCCAAGAGAAACGCACUUCCUCUUUCUUUAUCCUCCACUAGCAACGAGGAUUUGAAUGACCUAUCUUAUCGCGUUCUAAGAUCCAUCGAAGCAAUUAUGAUCGCCGAAGAAGACUCUGGCAAUUGUCUGCGCAGAAUAUUGUGCGAAGAAAAUCAAUAUUCGAAGGAAACCAACGACGGUCGUAGAAUUUGGGUUCCCGUUUGGAGCUUGGGCAUGAGUUGGUUAUCAGGCAGAGUUCUACAUAGGACUCCAUGGUCGGCAAUGUUGGAUUCUGUGAAAGCAUCCAUUCUAGGCUUGGGCGGAAUAGAUUGUGCCUCUUUUUACCCAGGAUGUGAUCUCGAGAAAGAAAGGAUUGAAAGACGUCGCAGGAGAAAGAAAUAA